Molecule: messenger RNA, 1926 nt
Organism: Penicillium atrosanguineum
Lineage: Eukaryota; Fungi; Ascomycota; Eurotiomycetes; Eurotiales; Aspergillaceae
Product: Zn(II)2Cys6 transcription factor
Exons: 3
Coding region: 1-1926 (641 amino acids)
Biological process (GO): regulation of DNA-templated transcription
Molecular function (GO): DNA-binding transcription factor activity, RNA polymerase II-specific; zinc ion binding
Source: RefSeq, a predicted model, not a curated record
AUGACCAAAGGUUGCUACACCUGUCGCCGCCGCCGCAUCAUCUGCGAUAAUGGCCAGCCCACCUGCAGGAAGUGCCACGAUGCGGGGAAAGAAUGUCUUGGUUACCAGAAGCCUCUGGUAUGGGUCAAAGGUGGCGUGGCUAGCCGCGGCAAGAUGAUGGGCCGCAGCUUCGACGAUGUAAAAAAACCAGCAGAGAGCUCGACCUCUCAACCUUCCUCUCAAUCGCAAACAUCCGCAGUGUCAGAUACCGGGUUCGGAUUCUUCUCUAUAGCCGAAUCGUCGCCCGACUCUGAAUCGCCGGGGUCUGGGACACAUACCAGCCCCGAAGACGAUACUUGGGCUUUGGAACCGUCAGAGGAUAUGGCUUUGGGGACCGGGGACGCAGAAUCUUUGUUGAACUUCAACCUACCAGAGGAAUCCGAUAACAGGGCAGUCCAUGUCCCUCGAGACACCGGUCAGUCCUUGUAUAUCCCAGCUCCUUGGGGACUGGUAGAUCCCCUACUCAAAGAUCUCAGCCAGAAUUCGCGCUUUUAUCUUUAUCACUACAACCAAAAUAUGGCAGAAGACUUCGUGGUGUAUGACCAGACCAAGAAUCCGUGGCGAGAUAUAAUUGCGUUGGUCAGCACAUCGCCCGUUCUCGCCCACGGUUUAUCUGCGAUGGGGGCCCUUCACUACUCACUUGCGACGAACGCGGACUCUUCAGUGAUGCCAUGGACAUCCUACAACCCUGCACCUGGUGCAAUACAGAUGUCCUCGGAGGAAAUUGAAAGCAUGGUCAUGCCCGCCAGCUCACGAAAGCCUACUUCUCAGCCAUACCAGCACUUUCUUGAGUUCAAGCAGCGAACUCUUGGUCAGCUGUCAAAGGACCUGGGAAACCCUGCAAUGCAGAACGAUGACCGCACAUUGGCUGCGAUCGUUGUCCUCGCUCUUUUAGAUCUCUUUGAGUCAGGCAGUGGUGCAUGGAGCUAUCAUAUUGAAGGCGCAAAGAAGCUUCUUCGGAGUCGACCGGAAAACGAACUUGGCAAAGGAAUUCUUCAAGGACUCGAGACCUUUGCAAUCGAUGGGUGUUUAAUAAUGGAAAUCAUGGGAUCUACCCUUGCGCGUCCAGGUGUUCUCUCUAAACCAUUUUAUUCCGAUACCCUGAGACCAGCAAUGCUCAAAAGACUUGAAGUCACAUCCUGGGUCGGUUGCCCAGCAUAUCUCCUCGAAGUCAUCUUCUUCGUACACGGCCUCUGGUACCCAGACUCUGACGCGACCACCAAUCCACAACCAACCGCUCUCCCCGAAUCCAUGCACCAAGAUCAGGGCAUCACCUUAGAAUCCCUCGUCGCGCUCCUCCAGGGCAUCCGCAAUUUUGACCCAGCAGCCUGGGCCCAAGAAAUGCAAGCCUACUAUUUCAUCUCCGACCUCUCCUACCGCACCGCCCUCGCCGCAUCCUACAAAGCCGCCGUCUACCUCUACACCAGCCGUGUGCUCUCACGCCCACGACAAGGCUUCUCACCCCCAUGGACCGAUCUCGGCACUCCUGCCGACCACCCCUUCAUGUGCGCCGAACUCAUCACUCAAAUAUGCGCCAUCCCUGCCUCCGACCCGCACUUCAAAUGCCUCAUCUGGCCCACCUUCAUUGCCGGCGCCGAGUGUCCUCGCUCGCAGCGGGCUCUCAUACUCGAGAAGCUGGGCGCUCUCUACAAGGCAGUGACUAGCGUCAACGUUCGUAAUGCUGCCUGGGUCCUCCGUCUCCUGUGGGAGAAACAUGGUACCAAACGGUCCAAGCACUACCAAGACCUUUCUUCUGGGUUUGUGGGCGAGCAGAUGGAACACGGCACUUUUGAGUAUGCCAACGACAGCUACAAUGAUGAGCUUGACAGUACAUUCGACUGGAUCGAUGAAAUGGACGAAUCACGUCUGGAUUGGUUGUUCAUUUGA